Molecule: messenger RNA, 832 nt
Organism: Magallana angulata
Lineage: Eukaryota; Metazoa; Mollusca; Bivalvia; Ostreida; Ostreidae
Exons: 7
Coding region: 11-832 (273 amino acids)
Source: RefSeq, a predicted model, not a curated record
CCGGAAGUUGAUGAAAAGAAUUGAAGAUCUUAACACGAUUUAUAAUAUUGCUAUUGCGGUCAUGUAUGAGUCCAUCAUAUUAUGUGUCAUCGGGAUCGUGAUAUACACAUCUGCUGCCUAUCAUUACAUAAACAGAAAUAUAUGUUUAGAAACAGCUGUAAGAUUUAUACAUGGCCCAUACAGAUGUCAAUUUUCGUCUAGUUAUGCAGAUGCUGCUCUAAAAGAAGGGGUAACUUGUACGAAUAAAUGCAAUGUCCAGAUUCAUUAUUUGAAUAAUCAGUACACAUACUAUGUAAGUCAAGUCCAUGUCAAAAUAGGAAAUGAGCGGACAUUCAUGCAGUCAAUUUGUGAUUCGCCACACAUGGCAUAUUUAAUCAGGGACAUGUAUAUUAAAUGUUCAUCGUGGAAUAAAGAUAAAUACACAGUUAUGAACACUACUGACUGCCAAUUGAAUAGUGCACAGUGUGAGAGAAUCGACAACUAUUGUAUUUGUCAUUGUUACCCUGGAUAUAGCAUAAUAAAUGGGUCCUGUUUAAAAGAAAACGUCACUGUGGGUAACGCGUGCUUUUACUCCUGGCAAUGCAGAGGAACUAAAUUUGCAAGUGUAUGUAAUCAUAAUGGUCGGUGUGAAUGCCAGGCAGGCUACAUACUGAAUGGCAACAGCUGUUUUGAAGGAAAUGUAACCAUUGGUAAACGGUGUGUCUCCGAUUUGCAAUGCACUGGAACUCAAUAUGCAAGUCUAUGUCAGAAUGCUUUGUGCUCAUGUCGAUUGGGAUAUGUCACUUAUCGCAACAGCUGUUCCUUAGGUAUACCAUGUCAUGAACAAUUUUAA